UAUUAUUCUCCGACCAGCUCUUGGCAGAACUCGAUCAAACAAUCAGUCUCUGUCUAGAGUAUUAUCAGGACUUCUUUCCUGAGGUGUCAAGGUCAAGGCUAGUGCUGUUUGAGUCCGGCGUAUCGCCUGUGAAUGCGAACUGUUACAAAUCUUGCAGCAAACAGAAACAUUCAAAAGCUCGCUGAGGACUUCUCUUUCACUAUAAAAAGUCAGAGUUGCUUGCACCUCUUUCACAAUGAACCGAUCACUUUCGAUCAGAUCUAAAAAGGGCGAUGGAAGCGGCGCUGGGCACGCCGAGAAAAGUGCUCCCAAGCACCGUUUCACUAUGGCUACUCUGCGAGGCAUGCAGCAGCCUGAACUGAGUCGAAAGCUUUUCAAAAUGAUUAAGACUGAGAACCACGUUAUCAAUGCGUAUGAGGCUGCUAGUCGUGAACGUGUUGCUAUUGGCACUCAACUUUCUGAGUGGGGCGAAUCUACUGGAGACGAUUCUGUCUCUGAAAUUGCCGACAAGCUCGGUGUAGUCCUCGCAGAGAUUGGAGAGCAGGAAGAUGUAUUUGCACAAAAUCUUGAGGACUAUCGAGCGGUUCUGAAGCAGAUCAGAAAUACCGAAAGUUCAGUGCAACCAAGCAGGGACCACAAGACAAAGGUCGCCGACGAGAUCCAGAAGUUGAAGAAUAAGGAGCCGCAAAGCACGAAGCUCGUUCAGCUUGAGCAGGAGCUAGUCAGAGCGGAAGCCCAGAACCUUGUUGCUGAGGCUCAAUUAACCAACGUGACACGUCAGAAAUUGAAGGAAGCCUAUGACAUCCAUUUCGCUGCUACAAUUGAGCGUGCUGAAAAGCAAAUCAUGCUUGCUCGCCAUGGUCGGCGCCUACUCAAUCUCUUAGAUGACACUCCAAUUGUUCCCGGCGAUAGCCGUCCGGCAUUUGAGUAUGGCCAUGAGGCGCGUCAGGUCCUCAGCGAUGCGGAGGAGGACCUGCGCGAUUGGCAUCCGACUGUAGAGCCAGUUCCAACGGCUUCAGGCUUACUUGAACAGAACCUGAUGCCUGUAGUAGCUGGCUCCGCGGCCAACAGUUCCGUCGGACCGGUCCCUGGCGCGGGCUCUCCCCCUCGAAGUGGAAGCCCGUUGCAGGCACAGGGCAUCUCUGAAACUGCACCUGUUGCCGAGGACGAAAUUCACCCAGCGUACAGGAAGGGAAGCGGAAGUGGUUCACCAAGUCGCAGGGAAGCCAGCGGCAGCACCGCCGUGGACCCCGGCCUGUACACUGGUCCACAAGAGGAGGCACCAGCAACUGUUGCUUAAAUCUGAUGUGUUGUGACUAAUGCUUUGGCAUGCAUGCAUGUGUUAAGAGCUUUGUUGCAGCUUUGUUUCUGGCAUGAGAUCAUGUGUGAUGUGAAUUCGCCCAACCUGGCUCGGCGUUGUUGAGUACUUUCGACAUGAUUUUACGUAUCCGACCAAUGAC
This is a messenger RNA of Xylona heveae TC161, 1460 nucleotides long. RefSeq lists its product as hypothetical. Gene Ontology annotation, molecular function: lipid binding. The transcript has 4 exons. Gene Ontology annotation, biological process: negative regulation of protein kinase activity; endocytosis; eisosome assembly. Lineage: Eukaryota; Fungi; Ascomycota; Xylonomycetes; Xylonales; Xylonaceae. Bases 236 to 1300 code for a protein of 354 amino acids. Gene Ontology annotation, cellular component: eisosome filament; plasma membrane. The record is from RefSeq and is a predicted model, not a curated record.